AUGUGGCUUAGAAGAAGGGUUAACUUCUCCGUUAAGCUGUACAAGACAGCUGUGGGAUUUUGCUUUCGCGGGGGCAGAUAUUUCCGUAGAACAGUACGCGAAUGUUUGCUAUUGCUUCCAUUGUUCUCAACACGGCUAACAUUCCACGCUGCUAGCACCCCUCUGCACCAUAACUUCACCGUCUCACUUGUCAACCAGGUCGCGCAAUACAGAGCAUACGGCCACCCUGUUCUCAAAGACAUAGUGGAGCCUUCAAGGGCGCUGGUUGCCAUUUGGAUCGGCAUCAACGAUAUCAAUGACAGCGCCAAAUACGCCGUCCGUUUUCCUACGUUCUACAAUGAGCUUAUGGAUAUUCUUUUCGCCUCUGUCCGAGUCCUUCAUUCGUUAGGAUAUCGCUCGUACCUGUUUAUGAACCUUCCACCAUUAGACCGAACACCAAGCAACCAGAAGACGACCAGUCCAAGUCCCAAUGCGACCCAGGUUGCGUGGUUUAACAAAGCACUAGCACAACAUGCGGGAAGCUUCGACAAACAGUACCCUGAUACCAACGUGCUACUUUUCGACGCCAAUUCGGUCCUAAACGAUAUGAUGGACCAGCCAGCGCGGCAUGGAAUUACGAACACGACUAGCUUCUGCCCUGGCUACGAUCAACCAGAUAUAGAAUGGAACUAUCGAGCUUAUGGCUGCCCAAUGCCCCUGGACACAUAUUUUUGGUUUAACUCUGGGCACUUGACUAGCCAUGUGCACAAGUUACUCGCCAAAGCUCUGGAAAGCACCUUGAAAUAA
This is a messenger RNA of Aspergillus oryzae RIB40, 786 nucleotides long. Its product is annotated as SGNH/GDSL hydrolase family protein. The transcript has a single exon. Lineage: Eukaryota; Fungi; Ascomycota; Eurotiomycetes; Eurotiales; Aspergillaceae. Gene Ontology annotation, molecular function: hydrolase activity, acting on ester bonds. The coding region runs from base 1 to 786 and encodes 261 amino acids. The record is from RefSeq and is a predicted model, not a curated record.